This is a messenger RNA of Brassica oleracea var. oleracea, 1048 nucleotides long. Its product is annotated as kinase-interacting family protein. NCBI's taxonomy places the organism in Eukaryota, Viridiplantae, Streptophyta, Magnoliopsida, Brassicales, Brassicaceae. The transcript has 2 exons. The record is from RefSeq and is a predicted model, not a curated record. The coding region runs from base 54 to 953 and encodes 299 amino acids. Gene Ontology annotation, molecular function: actin binding.
CUCUGCGUUCCCCUAAACAUCAAAAUAACUCUCUGUGUGAAGACAAAAUCCAUAUGGAUGCCUCUCAGGCUCCUCUUCCACCAUUGGCAUCUCUCUCCGAGCUUGAAUCUCGGAUGCAAGUAUUGCGCGUCUCUGCUCUUGAAGAAAACCAAACCGGUGAAACACUUUCUCAGCGUGCUGAAUGGUUUUACCAGAGACGUCCUCUCAUUCUCUCACUCUGUGAAGAUCUCUACGAUAGUUACACAACUCUACUGAACCGUUACAACCACGCCAAACCACAAAACCUCCCUAAACCUGUUUCUCAUGACAAUGAUUCCAACGAUGAUACUGACACCAGUUCUGAAGUUACGAGCCUCUUAUCCUUCCAACAGAUGCAAAUCACCACUUGUGAUAAGCAGAAAAUCGAAGAUUUAGUCUCGCAGCUCGUGACCGCAAGCACGGAGAAAGAUACGGCGCAGGAAGAGUUGCGUCGCGGAGAACAAAAGUUCCGAGAAGCUUCCAAGACGAUCGAGCUGUUAAAGAAGCUUGUGACGUUGCUUGACAUGGAGAAAGAAGUAGCGGUAGAGCAAACAGCGAAUCUUGGAUACAAACUCACUUCUCUCUUGGAAGAGAACAGAGACCUCGCCACCGAAGCGCUGUUCAUGAAAAAAGAAGCAGUGAGGCUCGCUAGAUGCGUGCUUAAGAUGAGAGACGAUCAUUUUCACGAGAUGUGUCUUCUACAGAACCAAGUGUACGCGUUGCAGUCUUCAUCGAGAGAGUCUGUUUAUGAAAACGAAACCUCGCCGAGAUGCUUCGGAUUGGAUAAGAGCAAGAGCAAGAAGAGAAAGAUGAGUGAAACAAGAACCGAACCUGGAGAGAAGAAGAGGAAGUCCAAGUGGUUGAAGAGACUUAAUCCGUUUAUCAAAUCCAGCGUCAGCCCAUCGCCUGCUUUGCUCCAUCGUCCUGCACAAUAAAUUAUUUCACUCUUUACGUUGAAUUUUGCAUAUUUUAUUACACUAGUUAGCAUGCAUUGCAAUAAUGUUUGUCUGCUUAAGUUCUACUUGCCUUG